AGAGAGAGAGAGAGAGAUCCAUUGGCAACUUUGAGGUCUUGGCUGCGGUAGGUGUUGAAAGUAGCUCUCCAUCACUGUGAGAAGAGAGACAGAGAGAGGGGGACAGGCAGAGAGAAAGAGAGAGGGGAACAAGGAAAAAAGAGAAAGUGACAGAUAGAGAAGCACAGUAAAAGAGAAGUAGGGAAAGCAAGGGGUAGAAAACGAGAGGGGGAGAAAGAGACGGAGAGCUAGGCAGAGAGAGGGGGGGCAGAAAGAUGGAGCUGGAGUGAAAGAGUACAGAAACAGAGAAAGACAGUUAAAAGAGUGACAGAGAAAGAGGGAAAAGUAAGAGACAGAGAACAUAAGGGGGAGAAAAAGAGAAAGCUAGGGAAAGAGAGAGAGAGAGGCAGAAAGGUAGAGAAAGAGAUAACAAAAGGGGAAGGAAAAGACAGAAAGCCCAAGAGAUAGGGAUAAAGGGAAGGGAAAGGCAGAGAAGAGAGAGAGCUGGGCAGGGGGGGCAGACGAGCGAGCAGCAGUCGCGAGGAGAGUUUGUCCGUGUUUUCAGUCAGAAGCGCUGCUGCCGUUUCUAACGAGCAGACAUGCAUCGCGAUCCAUUUUUAAUCAGCUAGUACACAUUUACUCCCCUUUGAGCCGCACUGCGAGAGGAGGGAGCGGAUCCGCAUGGUCCAACACAGCCUAUUAUGUCCGCACUUCGGAAGAAAUUCGGGGACGACUACCAGAUAGUGACCACGUCGUCGUCCGGCGGCUCCGGCUUCCAGCAGCCCGCGCCGGAGAAGAAGAGGAAGCGGCAGCGCUUUGUGGACAAGAACGGCCGCUGCAACGUGCAGCACGGCAACCUGGGCGGAGAGACGAGCCGCUACCUGUCCGACCUCUUCACCACGCUGGUGGACCUGAAAUGGCGCUGGAACCUGUUCAUCUUCAUUCUCACCUACACGGUGGCCUGGCUCUUCAUGGCCUCCAUGUGGUGGGUGAUCGCCUACGUGAGGGGCGACUUGAACCGCGCGCACGACGACAAGUACACCCCCUGCGUGGCCAACGUGUACAACUUUCCCUCGGCCUUCCUCUUCUUCAUCGAGACCGAGGCCACCAUCGGUUACGGCUACCGCUACAUCACGGACAAGUGCCCCGAGGGCAUCAUCCUCUUCCUCUUCCAGUCCAUCUUGGGCUCCAUCGUGGACGCCUUCCUCAUCGGCUGCAUGUUCAUCAAGAUGUCGCAGCCCAAGAAGCGCGCGGAGACGCUCAUGUUCAGCGAGCACGCGGCCAUCUCCAUGCGGGACGGCAAGCUGACCCUCAUGUUCAGGGUGGGCAACUUGAGGAACAGUCACAUGGUGUCCGCGCAGAUCCGCUGCAAGCUGCUCAAAUCUCGGCAGACGCCCGAGGGUGAGUUCCUGCCUCUGGAUCAGCUGGAACUGGACGUUGGAUUCAGUACAGGGGCUGAUCAGCUCUUCCUUGUGUCUCCACUCACUAUCUGCCAUGUGAUUGACAGCAAGAGCCCCUUCUACGAGCUCUCCCAGCGCUCCAUGCAGACAGAGCAGUUUGAAAUAGUGGUGAUUCUGGAGGGAAUAGUAGAAACGACAGGCAUGACUUGCCAAGCACGGACGUCGUACACAGAAGACGAGGUGCUGUGGGGCCAUCGUUUCUUCCCGGUCAUCUCCCUGGAGGAGGGUUUUUUCAAGGUGGACUACUCUCAGUUCCACGCCACGUUUGAGGUUCCUACACCUCCCUACAGCGUGAAAGAGCAGGAGGAGGCCUUGCUCAUGUCCUCCCCACUCAUGGCCCCAUCGCUGUGCAACAGCGGUGAGAAGAACAGCUCUCUGGACUGCCUGGAGCUGCUGGAGGACACAGAGACCACCACCAAACUCCCAGCCAAGCUGCAGAAGAUGACGGGUCGGGAUGGUCUGCCAAGGAAGCUACUCAGAAUGAGCUCCACUGCUUCAGAGAUGACCUACAGCCUGGGAGACCUGCCCAUGAAGCUGCAGCGCAUCAGCUCAGUGCCUGGGGUCUCUGAGGAAAAACAGAUCUGCAAGGCCACCAAGAUCAUCACCGAGCCCAUUAGCCAAUCAGUGGCGGACUUACCGCCCAAACUGCAGCGGUUAGCAGGGGGCGGUGGAGGGGGGCGCAUGGACGGACACCUACCCCCCAAACUACGAAAGAUGAACUCAGACCGCUUCACGUAGAAGAAGCUGCGCCCCAGACAUAAGUACUGCUCUUCUCCUUUAGGUCACUUACACAAGAACAAAAAUCUAAUACUCUGAGAAAAUGUAGUGUAGACACAUUUGCCUACUAUACCUAUACAGUAGGACGACGUAACGCAGCACAUGUGCUCAUGUGUGUGGAUUCACAUGCAGUAAGCAUAUUCUUUCAGGUUGUUGUGAUUAUAAGCACAAUCUGGCAUGUAUGAAACUCUCUAAGUGCAUGGUAAUGCAAAUUUUCUCUGUCUGUCAGGCAUGACGAUUUGUGUAAAAUACGUUCGAACAGUGAAUGAAAUCUGCCAAGAAAAUGACCACAGACUGAACAUGAAGCCAUAAGGUUAUGCAGUGGAUGGCUCCUCAUACAUGCCUGAUAUUUUUUAAUCUCAUUCAGUUUUUGUUGUUUAGUGUAAAAAAUGUUUCCUAAGAUUCUGUUAAAAUGCAUGUUUUGCUAGAGAGAGGUAAUACAGACAAAUGUUAGCCUUAAAUAUAUUACCUUCUUUCUCUUUUCUCAGUUUGUCUAUAGUUAUUUUUUGAAUUUCAUAAGACAGAGUAUGGUACUUUCUUCUACAAGAGGGGUUCAAGGAACAUUCACAGAAAAUCCAAGCUAAGUGCAGCUUCAUGAAUUUUGAAACUAUCAGUCAUGAGCUAACAAAGUGAGUCAUUAUGGGCAUCCAUAAUCCUGAACUAGUCUGAGUUAUGGAAGAACAAGUUCUACAAGUGAUUUAUUCACCUUUUAACUAAUAUUCAUUAACAUACAGAACUGCAAAUAUCAGAGACAUAUUUCUUUUAUUUCCAGUCAAAACAGCCAUUAAGUAAAAGCCAUUAUUCCUUUUUCAGAAUCAUAAAAAGGUAAAUAAGCUAUUAGCAGAAAAUCACACAACUAAACAACAACCAGUCACCAGCUAAAUAUAAUAUCAAUGUUUUCAGUAUUUAGGGUGUAGCUUCCGUUCUUUUCUUGAAACUUUCAGGGAUAUUUUGCACAUAUCCAAAGUUCAGUCUUAGACGUUGGUUGCGUUUUCUGCUUUUUACAGUCUGAAUAAUCCCAGACACAUCAGUGAUGUUGAAAUCUGGGCUAGGGUUUGGGGGUGAGUGAGAACACUGCCAGCUUCUUUUUCUUGUUCUUUUUUGUGCAUUUCCUUUUCUCUGUAGUUCUUGACAGCUACACAUCCUUUCAGACCCACAGUGGAUUUUUUGUGAAUCUUUUGGAGUAGAGCUUGAUUUUCUCCUCUCUCUUAAAGAUGAAUAUUUUAAGGACUCUUUGUCUGAUGGUGACAGUUUUGGUGGUCUAAC
Pygocentrus nattereri (red-bellied piranha) is the source of this 3482-nucleotide messenger RNA. RefSeq names its product potassium inwardly rectifying channel subfamily J member 3a (gene kcnj3a). NCBI's taxonomy places the organism in Eukaryota, Metazoa, Chordata, Actinopteri, Characiformes, Serrasalmidae. The transcript has 4 exons. Gene Ontology annotation, molecular function: G-protein activated inward rectifier potassium channel activity. The coding region runs from base 681 to 2177 and encodes 498 amino acids. Gene Ontology annotation, biological process: regulation of monoatomic ion transmembrane transport; potassium ion import across plasma membrane. The record is from RefSeq and is a predicted model, not a curated record. Gene Ontology annotation, cellular component: plasma membrane.